Molecule: messenger RNA, 1835 nt
Organism: Bradysia coprophila
Lineage: Eukaryota; Metazoa; Arthropoda; Insecta; Diptera; Sciaridae
Product: spermine oxidase-like
Molecular function (GO): polyamine oxidase activity
Source: RefSeq, a predicted model, not a curated record
CUUUUAUCUGAUAAGGAACUGCGGAAUUGAUUAAACGAAGAUAUAAAGGAGCCGAUAGUUUAUUUUUAUAAUGAGUCGAAGCAUUCACUGUAAAACCGUUGAAAUGAAGGCUACAUUUUGGAAUAUAUUUACUUUCAUAAUUUUGCUACAACAUGCGUCAUCAUACGCAAACCGCAUUGAGCCACAAAAUACCCGUCACAGAGCUAUAAUUGUGGGGGCUGGCCUUGCGGGAUAUUCUGCAGCAGCCAAAUUACUUGAGAAUGAAUUCGAUGACAUAUUAGUACUUGAAGCUGAAAAUCGGACCGGAGGACGAGUCCACACUGUUCCAUUACAUGGCGAUCGCAUCGAUAUGGGAGCACAAUGGCUACAUGGGCAGGGAGGAAAUAUAAUUUACGAAAUGAUCGGGACAAAUUUUACGUUCGGUGAUAGUACAUUUGAGAACGCAACAUACUAUUUUUCCCAAUCGAAUGGAGUUCCCGAAAAUCAAAAUCAAAUUAAUCAAUUGGCGUUGUUGUCGGAAGAAAUCAUGGAUGUCGUCUAUGACCCGAACUACUUUGGUACUUUCGGAAGUUUUUUCGUUAAUAGAUAUUGGGCCCAAUUGAGGGCAACUGCAUAUAAUUCCAUUCCAUGGAGACUAUGCUUGCAAGUACAAAACUUCUUUCACACUUAUAUUAACAACUAUUUUGGGACGGAAAGUUGGUUUGAUAUAUCAAUUGAGGUCUAUUCCACGCAUAAUGACACGACGGGCAGUCAGUGGGUCACGUGGAGAAAUGAAGGAUUUUCAACGGUUUUUGAAUUCUUAUCUCGAAAACGUCCAGAUCCAGCUUAUCAUUUAGAUGUGGAAAGCAAAAUAUUGUUAAACAAGGAAGUCGAAAAUAUCGAUUGGGAUGGAGAUGUCAUAAAUUUGCACUGCACCGACGAUACUACAUAUUCCGCAGAUUACGUAAUAUUUACUGGGUCCCUUGGCGUUUUAAAGCACCGGCAUGACACACUCUUUACUCCAGAAUUGCCCGAUCGUAAAAUUUCGGCUAUAGAACAUAGUGAAUAUGGAUCUCUUGAAAAGAUAUUCCUGGAAUUCUCUGCACCAUUUUGGGACACUAGCGAAAAUUUUGCUCAGUUUUCAAUUCUCUGGACGCAAGAAGAUGUAAUGGAAUUACUAGGAACACCACAGGAAUGGUUAAUCAAUAUUGCUUACUUUCGACGAGUCGACGCAUUCCCGAAUCUUCUAGGAACGUUCUUUAUCGGAGCAAGAAUACCCGACUUUGAUUCAUUCAAUGAGACGAGAAUAAUUACUGAUUGUCAGUGGUUGCUUUCAAGAAUAACGAGACAAACCGUUCCACAGCCGAUAAACGUUUUACGAAGCGAUUGGAUAACUCAGAGAAAUUUUCGAGGAUCUUAUUCGGUCUUUACAAUGAACUCUGCGCACCAUGGAGCUAGCCCGUCUGUAUUAGCCGAACCAGUGCACGAUUCAAAUGGAAGACCAAGAAUAUUUUUCGCCGGAGAGCACACAAGCGCUGAAUUUUCAGGGUAUUCUAAUGGAGCUGUCGAAACCGGCUACAGGGCUGCUGAAGAGGUUUUAGAACGACCUAGCAGCGGUACUAAAAUUACGUCACAGUAUCCAAUUCUCUUGAUUUUUGUGGUAUACUUUGUUAAGUAUUUGGCACUUUGAUCGUCAGGUGCUGUGAGCUUUUAAAUUUAGUGAAGCGUUUAGAUUGAACUUGAGGUACCCAUGAGAAACUUAUCAUCAGUUAUUGAUAGUAACGACCUGCAAUUAUUGUGACAUUAUAAAGCAACAUGUGUGUAAAAACGAAUUAAGUAAAACAUUUUGUAUCAAA